UAUUCUAACUUUCUAUAUAGAAUUAUAUUUUGGGUUGUCGAGGUUAAUUCUGCGAAGACUUGACUCUAUCUCAUCUUAUUCCAUUUUCCUCGACUGAACCAGGGUUCUUUUCUCUCUCGAAGCUAGGGUUUCGAUAUUCCAGCUCGCCGAAGUCAUCGUCAAGUGAGUUGAACGAUGGGUAAGAGGAAGUCCAGAGCAAAGCCGCCUCCUAAAAAGCGGAAUGACAGGCUUGAUACUGUUUUCAGUUGCCCCUUCUGCAAUCAUGGCACCAGCGUUGAAUGCCGCAUUGACAUGAAGAAUUUGAUUGGGGAAGCUGUCUGCGGGAUUUGCCAAGAGAGCUUCAGUACUACUGUCACAGCUUUAACCGAGGCAAUAGACAUAUACAGUGAAUGGAUUGACGAGUGUGAACGGGUUAACAACGUUGAAGAGGAUGGGGACGGCGCUUAGGAGGAAAAUAUUGUGGUGGAAAUGGAAGUUGCGGUAUUGAAUAGCUAGCAAUUAUUCAAGCCUGUAAUUAUAUUAGCUGUUUGUGGAAGCAAUGGUGUCCUUAUGUCUAGAUAAAAUCAUCUUAAGUAGCAGUGUAUAAUUUCAUGUAAGUGAAGGUCCAUCCAUGGUAGUAACUCCACACCUACCUGGAACCAUGACCCAAUGGGUUUUUAACUUUUUUUUACGUAUUUGGAAGAACUAUAGCACCUUGUGUUUUGCAAUA
Molecule: messenger RNA, 709 nt
Organism: Humulus lupulus (European hop)
Lineage: Eukaryota; Viridiplantae; Streptophyta; Magnoliopsida; Rosales; Cannabaceae
Product: transcription elongation factor 1 homolog
Exons: 5
Coding region: 175-447 (90 amino acids)
Biological process (GO): transcription elongation by RNA polymerase II
Cellular component (GO): transcription elongation factor complex
Molecular function (GO): RNA polymerase II complex binding
Source: RefSeq, a predicted model, not a curated record